GCGCCUUCCCGGCGUCGCGAGUUAAAGGCAGCACCGGGCGGGGAGGAGUGUGGGUGGCUGUCUUGUUUUAGGGACCGUAGUCGGUGAAACAGCACUGCGGCCAUGGCAGAACCGCAGCCUGCAUCCAGCGGCCUCACCGACGAGGCUGCCCUCGGUUGCUGCUCUGAUCCGGAUCCCAGCACCAAGGAUUUUCUGUUGCAGCAGACCAUGCUACGAAUUAAGGAUCCUAAGAAGUCAUUGGAUUUUUAUACUAGAAUUCUUGGAAUGACGCUACUCCAAAAAUUAGAUUUUCCCACUAUGAAAUUCUCACUCUAUUUCUUGGCUUAUGAGGAAAAGAAUGACAUCCCAAAAGAUAAAGAUGAAAAAAUAGCAUGGGUAUUCUCCAGGAAAGCUACACUUGAACUGACACACAAUUGGGGCACAGAAGAUGAUGAGACCCAGAGUUACCACAGUGGCAACUCAGACCCUCGAGGAUUCGGUCACAUUGGAAUUGCUGUUCCUGACGUACAUGGUGCGUGUAAAAGAUUUGAAGAACUGGGAGUCAAAUUUGUGAAGAGACCUGACGAUGGUAAAAUGAAAGGCCUGGCAUUUAUUCAAGAUCCCGAUGGCUACUGGAUUGAAAUUUUGAAUCCUAACAAAAUGACAACUAUCAUUUAGUUCUGUGAGAAUACUGCUUUGUGAUUUUAGUGAAGACCUUGUGGGAGGUAAAAAAGGAAAUGGUGUAAUUCAAGAUAGACAACAGAAACAUCUAGGACUAAAGAAUCAUUGUCCCAAUUCAGAUUAUUCUGAAGUCCAUUCCCCUUUUCUAUUUCAGCCUAUGUUUUUCACCUAAUAAUUCAGUCACUGUGGUUUUAAAGUAGUGCUUUGUCUUAUGUCCUUGAAUGUAGUUAAAUAACUUUACUUUUUUAUGUAAUAAUUAGAACAGUUCCUUUCA
Molecule: messenger RNA, 934 nt
Organism: Mustela lutreola (European mink)
Lineage: Eukaryota; Metazoa; Chordata; Mammalia; Carnivora; Mustelidae
Gene: GLO1
Product: glyoxalase I
Exons: 6
Coding region: 103-657 (184 amino acids)
Molecular function (GO): lactoylglutathione lyase activity; metal ion binding
Source: RefSeq, a predicted model, not a curated record